AGGCCAUGGCGGGCCCCGAAACGUCUUGGGGCCGGAGCCGCUCUAAUCGGCUUCGGCGACGAGUCGGGCGAAGCGUUUUCGCGGUGACCUUAACGGCCACGGCCACACUCUUGCCGAACCACGAAGCCUUUGAUGCAGUUGAGUCCCAGCCGGACAGCGCACGGUCCGUGUUUGCCACUGGUCCGUUGGGCGGGUGGCGCCUUUGUGCACGGGAGGGUGGGAGUUGCAACUGCGUGGGCACAGUGGCAUUGCAUAGCUGGCUGGCGGACUGGAGCAUGCUUCGACAUGUGAACGGUUCCAUCCCAUGCUCCGUGGCCUUCUUUGGACAUGAUCCACGGCCACACCUGCCCAAGCUGUGUAGCUGCUUAGCGUCGCUGUCCUGGCCAGAGAGCUUGGUGGAUGGUUUAAAUGAAACCAUCUCGAGGAGCCUUUUGCCCAGAGUAGAGGCUGGACCGGCUGAAGCCACCUGCAGCCCGGAGGACGACGGCAAAUGGACUCCCUGCUCAGUGUUGUCCAGCCGGCACGACGGUAGUGUGGUUCCUGAUAGGAUACUUCCGCGCUUGCCAGUGGAAGAGCAGCGGGAUAUGGCGCUACGAAAGCUGGACUUGUGCCACCGCUUGGCGCCGGAUCAGGCCUUGAGGAUCUUGGGCGUUUGGCCCAGCAACAUCCAGAUGGGCGUCGUUCCCAUCAAGGCCUCAUCGGCCCCUUUGUGCGCGGUGGUCUACAGCCCCUUACGGGGCGCCUUAUGGGAUGGCCGCGCCGCCAUCUUCUGUCCGACCGAGCCACCGAAAUGCUUGGAGGGCAGCUGUGAGUGCGCCGAUGCCUCUUUGAGUCGCAUCGACCUGCGCAAGCGCCGGAACGGCGACGGCAAGGAGAAGGGCGGCCCUCCUUGUUGGACCUGCUUGCCAUCGGGAGAGACUGCAGAAGAUGAAGUCUCCAGACAAAAUGUCCAAAGUGCCAUGGGCAGGACCGCCCCAACAAUGGGAGCUCAGAGUCAGGUCUUUGCUACUGAGCAAGUGGUGGAGACGAUCAUCUUCCGCUAUCCAGAUGGAUCCUAUCUCACAGGUUUGGAUGGCAAUCCGCUGGGUCGGUCGGUGGCGAAGCCCUCGCCGCCCUUUUCCUUGAUGGACGGAGAGUUCAUCACCAAGAUCACCGGCUACAUCGAUACGUCGCAUGGUUCGCUGCAAAGUGUUCGCUUCCAUAGCAGCAAGGGCCGCAUCUCCAUGGACUACGGAUGCCAGGCGCCUCGGGGCAUGGCCUUUGCCUUUGCUGCGCCCCCGGGCACCGUGGUGGCGGCCUUCAGUCGGAAGGAAGGGAAGCCUUGUGGACGAAUUGAAGAGGCCAUUUGCAUCGCGCAUCCAAGUAGCCAGGACUUGGUGGUGACGGCAGAAGAGAAGCUUCGGCAGCUCUUGGAGCUUCCAGCUGAUUGGGAUCUCCUCUCCUUCUGCCGCGGCCAGCGCUUGCUCGGCCCCAUGGGGGGCCGGCAAAGCGGCACGGUCUGCGCCAAGCAUCGCUGUCCGGAGAUGAUCCAGGAGAUGCAAGGUCUUUUUGAUUCCACCUUCCGAAAGAUCUACACGCGCGACCGGCGGGGAGCUCCCUUGGCGGACCGGCUGAAGGUGACGGACGUGUACCGUGUCCUAAAUGAUCAGGUCUGGCGCGAGUAUUUGAGGCAUCGCGAACGCCUGCGCCUCCUUCGUUGGAACUGCCCCGCGCUGGAGGAGCAGGUGCCCAACGGCCCUGCAACGCACGCCUUUUGUGAAUCCCUGCGGCGCAUGGGCCGCAGUCGCUUGCCACACUUGGACUCUCAAGUUGCUGAGUGUUGGCUCUUCCAUGGGACAAGCUUUGAAGCUGCAGCUGGCAUUGCGGAGAACGACUUUCGCCUGGACCUCACAGGCUCCAACGCGGGCACCCUGUACGGCAAGGGGAUUUACUUGGCUGAGAACGUGAGUAAGUCGGAUGAGUAUGGGGAAGGCCCUCGUGGCACACGGCCGGAGGAGGAAUCUGUGAAGGAAGAUCGUUCCCAGGUGCCCGUCCCUCCUGCGCCUGCCCACACCCGUGGAGCUGUGGAACCUUUGACUCGUCAUUCCGUGAUGCUGGUGUGCCGCACUCUCUUGGGCAAGGUGCUGUACAACGAUGAGGUGAACCCUUCACCUGAUGCCAUCCAGCGCAGCUGUUUGGCCAAGGGUGCGCCCUACGAUUCGGUGCUGGGCGAUCGGAGAAAGAUCCAUGGGACCUUCCGCGAGUUCGUCUUGUAUCACGAUGACCAGGUAUAUCCCGAGUUCAUCGUGGUCUAUGAGCGAAUCUACUUUCACGAGCGGUUCCAGGAUAUUUUUGGUCAGAUGGUGGAGCGAUGCAGGCGACGGCAGUUCCAGGGUCCCAGCGCCGAAGAGGAGAAGGUGUUGAAAUCCCUAUGGGAUCGCUAUGCCAUGCCACACCAGGGCCAGAUCGAUAAGUGGCAACUCCUGGAUUUGCUGAAGGCCAUCGACCAGCCCCCGGAAGAUGAAGAGGGUGAUCUGGACGAGACCUUUAGAGAGAUCAACACCGGUGGCAGCGGUCGCAUUACCUGGGAGGAAUUCCUGGCCGAAAUGACCGAUCGCGUGCAUCAUGCCUGCCGGUGAGGCCGCGGCGGCUGCAGCGGCUGCAGAUCCUGAACUUGCCAUAGAAAUGGACCACAGGAUCGAUAUGGAUCUCAACACCAUCCCUUCAAACAUCCUGCAAUCGAUUUCUAUGCAAUGUACAUAGAUCAUAUUUUAGCCUCCAAGAGGCUAAUUUGAGAGGUCGAAGACGUAUUGCAGCAACAGUUGGGCUCUUCCUGAAGUCUAAUGUCAGGGAUUGCUGAUAUUUUUUGCUGGGAGGGAGUCGUUGUGAGGAAGAUGUGGAAUGGAAGCUGGCUUUGUUGGACGAAGUCGACGAAGUUCUUUGAGUAGUUCGGUAAAGAGUUGGUUCUUUGGGUUUGUAGAGUGACUUUGGUCGUAGAGCAUCAAGUUUCCAUAUAAGAAGUCGACCUGUCACCUGUGGAAGAUGAGCAAAAAUCGUCGGGCUGUGGUGUCACGGGCUCCGCAUCAGGGAGUGGAAAGGACUCCGGAUUCCAAGGACAAGCCAAAACCCGGAAAACCCGGACAUCAAAUUUCUGAUCACCAGCCUCUGAAAAUAAAGGAGGCUCUUGGACACCAAGUGGUCCCUGAAAAUGUCCCUUCAUUAUUGGGAACAAGAAGCUACUAGGAGCAAAGGCAUCACUACUAGGAGCAAGAACGCUACUAGUAGCAAGAAGCUAGACCGUGACAUGAAGCUGUGACGAAACAUUUCGUGGGUGACGAAGCGGGAGCUCCGUUACGAAGCGGGCGGUGGAGCUUCGUCGACUGCCGGU
This is a messenger RNA of Durusdinium trenchii, 3367 nucleotides long. NCBI's taxonomy places the organism in Eukaryota, Dinophyceae, Suessiales, Symbiodiniaceae. The record is from the annotation of a GenBank genome assembly.